Messenger RNA from Drosophila serrata, 3378 nucleotides. Its product is annotated as Poly-(ADP-ribose) polymerase. Gene Ontology annotation, cellular component: nucleolus; nucleus. Lineage: Eukaryota; Metazoa; Arthropoda; Insecta; Diptera; Drosophilidae. The record is from RefSeq and is a predicted model, not a curated record. Gene Ontology annotation, biological process: protein poly-ADP-ribosylation; double-strand break repair. Gene Ontology annotation, molecular function: zinc ion binding; NAD binding; NAD+ poly-ADP-ribosyltransferase activity.
ACGAGAGUCCUAGCUCUUCAAACUAGGUUGUGGCGUAGGACUUGAAAUCCACCCACGGAAAACAAAUCUUCAGUGAAGGAAGCAGAUGAAGCCUCGGAACGGAACCGAUCUAAAGUUGACGACCAUGGCACACGUAAAAAGGACAAUGAUUUGAGAGUAUGCACUUGGAAUGUACGCACAUUGUACAGACCAGGUGCUGCUCAACAACUAGCAGAUACCCUCAAUAAAUGUAGGGCUGACAUCACUGCUAUCCAGGAAAUGCGAUGGAUAGGACAAGGUUGCCUUAAGAAGAAGAACUGCGACAUUUACUACAGCUGCCAUCCAGAACGGCAUGAAUUUGGCUGUGGCUUCGUUGUAGGCGCCAGACUGCGGCGCCGGGUCUCUCACUUUCUGCCAAUAAACGAGAGACUUGCAACGAUCCGAAUUACUGCCAAAUUCUUCAACAUCAGCCUGAUAUGCGCGCAUGCCCCAACCGAAGAAAAGGACGAUGUCACCAAGGAUGCUUUCUAUGCGGAGCUCGACCGGGCUUAUGGCCGCUGUCCUUCCCAUGACAUUAAGAUCCUCCUUGGGGAUUUUAAUGCCAAGGUAGGGCGAGAAGACAUCUUUGGUGCCACCGUCGGGCAAUUUAGUCUACACGAGACCACCUCGAGCAAUGGUCUCAGAUUAAUAGGCUUUGCUGCAGCGCAUAAUAUGGUAGUUCGUAGUACUGGGUUUCGUCAUUUGGACAUACACAAGGCAUCAUGGCUCUCUCCUGAUCGACUGACCAGAAAUCAGAUCGAUCAUGUUGUGAUCGAUGCAAGGCAUGCAUCUAACGUACUCGACGUGCGAUCCUGUCGGGGUCCCAACAUCGACUCCGACCAUUAUCUUGUUGCAGCUAAGAUUCGCACACGGCUAUGUGUUGCGAAGGUUGCACGUCGAGGACUGUUGAGAAAGCUGGACAUCGGGAAGCUGCAAUCACAACGGACAAGGGAUGCAUUCUCCACUCAAGUCUCAGGCCUGCUGAGCCGAGCAACUCCAACACCUGAAGACAUCAGCAAUAUGUGGGCACUCAUAUCCCACUCCCUGCGAACUUCUGCAGAAGAGGUCAUCGGAUUCCAACGUGCCCCAACGAGGAAUCCAUGGUACGACCAGGAGUGUCGCGACGCAACAGCUGCAAAAGACGCCGCCUACAGAAGAACACAGCAAGCUGGGGCCACAAGGGCUGUUGUCGAGGUCUACAGGUCAAGGAGGAGAGAUGAGAAACGCCUCUUCAGACGCAAGAAGAGAGAACAGGAGAGGCGUGAGUGUGAGAGCAUUGAGAGCAGCAGAUGCCGGAAUGAAGCUCGUAACUUCUACCAGAGUGUUAAGCGUCUGACCCAAGGUUUUAAGACUGGAGGAGUUGCGUGCAAGGACGAUGACGGAAACCUAGUCACUGAUGCAGAGAUUGUGCUGAGGUUAUGGAGGGAGCACUUCUCAAGUCUAUUAGCUGGCUCUGGCUAUGAUGACUAUGGAGAGUAUGAUCCACAAACCCCAAUCUAUGGUACUGAUGUGGACGUACCGACCCCAAGCCAUGCCGAAGUCAAGGUUGCAAUCCAACGACUUAAAAACAAUAAUUCCGCAGGUGCUGACGGCCUGCCGGCUGAAUUGUUUAAGGCUGCUGGUGAUAUGUUGGUAGGGAGCAUGCACCAACUAAUCAGCAAGAUAUGGCUAACGGAGAGCAUGCCCGACGAUUGGAACCACAGCAUGAUCUGUCCUAUCCUGAAGAAGGGUGAUGCCACAUUGCGCACCAAUUACCGUGGCAUUAGUCUUCUUCCAGUCGCAUACAAGGUCCUUACGAGCGUACUAUGUGAAAACCUGAAACCCCAUGCUGAAGCACUGAUUGGACCUUAUCAGUGCGGGUUCAGGCCUGGCAAAUCCACUAUGGACCAGAUUUUCACCUUGCGCCAAAUCCUGGAGAAGUCCUACGAAAAUCAGAUCGACACAUAUCACCUCUUCGUCGAUUACAAGGCUGCAUUCGAUAGUCCCCGGCGAGAUCGCCUGUAUGCCGCCAUGUCUGAGCUUGGUAUACCAGCAAAGCUAAUACGGCUUUGCAUGAUGACAUUGAGCAACACCAUCAGCUCUGUCAGGGUAGGAAAUGACCAAUCCGAAACCUUUUAUACCAAGUGUGGUCUCAGACAAGGCGACUCUCUGUCUUGUAUGCUCUUCAACAUUCUAAUGGAGAGUAUUAUAAGGAAGGCUGGAGUGCAUCGGACGGGCACUAUUCUAACAAACAGAUGUGUUCAACUCCUUGGCUACGCUGAUGAUAUUGAUAUCAUUGGCCGAACCAAGCGUGAUGUUACAGCAGCCUUCGGGGCUAUUGAAAAAGAGUCAGCUAAAGUAGGACUGGCAGUUAACAUGGAUAAGACAAAGUUUAUGGUGUGCUCUAGCAGGGAAUCGCGGCGUCUUGAUUCCCAGCUAUCUGCAGGAAGCCAUAGCUUUGAGUUCGUGAAGGAAUUCAUUUACCUUGGAUCUGCAAUAAGUGGCACAAAUGAUGUCAGCCUGGAGAUUAAGCGGAGAAUCACACUUGCCAACAGGUGCUACUUUGGGCUCAGUAGGCACUUUAACAGUAGAGCUCUCUCUCGACCGACAAAAAUAACACUCUACAGGACGCUCAUUCUUCCAGUACUCUUAUAUGGUGCGGAGUGCUGGACAGUGGUGCAAUCCGAUGCAGCUGCUCUUGGAGUGUUCGAGAGAAAGAUUCUCCGCAAAAUCUUUGGUCCAAUCUGCGUUGGCGAUGCUUAUCGCAUCAGAUGGAACCACGAGCUGUAUGAGCUGUACGGGGAUGUUGAUAUAGUAAGCCGAGUCAAAAUUCAAAGACUCCGCUGGCUGGGUCACAUCGCCCGCAUGGAAGAAGACGCUCCGGCUCGUAAGGUAUUUGAUGCGGUAAUCGUCGGAAAACGGAGGAGAGGACGACCCCGGAUACGUUGGCAGGACCAGGUGAUGGAAGCCCUGUCUACAUCUGGUGUUACCAACUGGCGAGCGCGGGCCCAGGACAGGGAAGCGUGGAGGCAGAUUGUGCAACAGGCUGUGACCCGAUAGGGUUGUGAUGGCCAUUAAUAAUAAUAAGGAUACUGGAUUUUUCGAUCUUGGGGUCGAAUUGGUACCACUAUUGGAAAAAUUGAGGUGUUUGAUACAAUUUUCCCCGCCAUCAAAGUCUUUCAAAAAGUUUAUUUUGAUAAAACUGGAAAUGAUUUUGAAAAGAGAGACAACUUUGUUAAAAUUACUGGACAAAUGUACCCAAAAGAAAUUCAGUAGCUCAAAGAGUUGAGACGACAAACACUGGAACCCGUAGCACUGCCGGUCCGGGUUCGAGUCCCGGUAGUAAGUAGCAUGGUCACCCCCGGACCUUCCUUCCAUUUU